UGUGAAUGCAUUCCAGGACCAUGCGGGCAAUUUUUCGUCUCCCAGCACCUCAAGGAAUGCGCGGUCGCUACGGGCGGAGAGGCAAUCUAUCACGACCCUGCAUCAAAAUGGGCGCAUCCUCUGCAGCUCCAUCGAUCAAGAGCCCCAUCUCUCGCAACCAGUCGCCACAGGCGUCUAGUCCUCUGCCCGCAGUCGUGUCGGCCUCUGAUUGAUGGUGGGCGCGCCAAGGCGGUGACGUCGCUUAGUGCCACAGCAACGGGACGCGCCCGCAGUGUUUACUUUUGACUGGAUACGGGACGAGGCUGGGGUGGCAGGGCCGUGCGAGCGCCGUCGCGAGCGCCAGCAGCCGCGCCCAUGCACCUGCUUUAUAUCGCCCGGGCGCAGCAGUCACUGGCCGCGCUCUAUCCGCUGCUGCACGACUUUCUCGACCCGCGAAUGUACUCCAGCUUCCACAACACGACCGCCUCGGCGGUUUCCAUGCGCGCCCCGCCUGCCGACCCGUACGCGACCAUGGCGCCGCCCACGCAAGACGACCCGGGCAACAUCAAGGUGGUGGUGCGAUGCCGGACGUUCCUGAAGCGAGAGCGCGAGAAGGGCACCCGGUGCCUGAUCCGCAUGGACCCCGCGACUGAGAAGACGACGCUGCACGCGCCCGAGCCUGAUGCCGAGGACCAGCGCAAGUCGCUCGUCGAGGACAAGCAGUUCACGUUUGACCGCUCCUUCUGGUCGCACGACGAGAGCGAUGCGCACUACGCCGGGCAGGAGGACGUGUACAAGUCGUUUGGCGAGGAGUUCCUCGACCACAACUUCGGCGGCUACCACACGUGCAUCUUUGCGUACGGCCAGACGGGCUCGGGCAAGAGCUACACCAUGAUGGGCACCGACGAGAACCCCGGGCUGAUCCCGCGGACCUGCGAGGAGCUGUUCGACCGCAUCCAGCACGAGCCGAAGCCUGACACGACCUACCACGUCCAGGUCUCGUACUUUGAGGUUUACAACGAGCACGUGCGCGACCUGCUCGCGCCGCCCACGGUCCCGCCCGUCUACCUCAAGAUCCGCGAGAGCCCCAAGGACGGCGUCUACGUGCAGGGCCUGCGCGAGGAGGAGGCCAAGAGCUACGCCGAGAUCGCGUACCAUCUGAAGAAGGGCGACAGCAGCCGAACGGUGGCGGCCACCAAGAUGAACGACACGUCGUCGCGCUCCCACGCCGUGUUUACCAUUCGCCUCAAGCAAAUCACGCACUCGAUCACGUCGGACGAGACGAUUGAGCGCACAGCGCGCAUGCGUCUCGUCGACCUCGCGGGCUCAGAGCGUGCCAAGUCGACGCAGGCCACCGGGCAGCAGCUCAAGGAGGGCGGCCAGAUCAACAAGUCGCUCAGCACCCUGGGCCGGGUCAUCAACGCGCUGGCGGCACGUGGGCAGGACAGCAAGAGCAAGAAGCAGCGUCAGGUGAUUCCGUACCGCGACUCGGUGCUCACGUGGCUGCUCCGGGACUCGCUUGGUGGAAAUUCCAAGACGGCCAUGGUUGCAUGCAUUGCGCCGGCAGACUACGAGGAGACGCUGUCGACGCUCCGCUACGCCGACCAGGCCAAGCGUAUCCGCACGCGCGCGUCGGUCAACCAGGACUGCAUGUCGGCGGCGCAACGGGACGCGCAGAUUGCCGAGAUGUCGGAGCAGAUCCGCAGCCUGCAGAUCAGCGUCAAUGCAGCCAGUCAGCGCAAGCGGGAGGAGGCGACGGAGCUGGAGGAGUACCAGCGACAGGUGUCGAUGAUGCACCGGCUGAUGGAGGAGAACCGCCAGGUCUCGGCUGCAAAGAUCAAGGCCCUCACGAGUGAAGUGGAGGAGCUGCGGCCGGCCAAUGUGCAGCUGCGCGCUGAGAUGGACUCGCUGCGCCGCCAUCUCGCGCUCGCUGUGGGAGAGCUCAAGAACCCCAUUGUGCUGCCGCCGCCCAGGGCGGUCGGCACACCGGACUUUGAGCGCGAAGACUGGAUGGACGGCGACGACGAGGCAGCGUCUGACGAAGAAGGCAGCGACGCGGGGUCAGACUCUGGGUUUGACGAGGGCGACGAGCAUGACGAGCUGGCGCAGGAGCUGCACGACGAGGCGCAGGCGUUUCUGAGCGACCUGGGGCUGUUCCGCAAGAAGGUUGGCACCGACGUGGAUCGGUUUGGUGUUGGGGAUGCGUUGAAGCACGCGACUGGGUACGACCAGGGCGGGCAUUAGGAGUAGCGUUGUUGGGUUUGUACUUGGAAAAGCGCGGGAAUGGCCAUGGAUGCAUGCAGCGACGGCGUUGGAUUGGGUUGGUUUUACAGUAUAUAGACUGGGUAGCGUCAGUGGAUGGAUAUCAUCACGUGCAGGCAUAUAUCAUCACGUGCAG
This is a messenger RNA of Didymella exigua CBS 183.55, 2377 nucleotides long. Its product is annotated as kinesin. Lineage: Eukaryota; Fungi; Ascomycota; Dothideomycetes; Pleosporales; Didymellaceae. Gene Ontology annotation, molecular function: microtubule motor activity; microtubule binding; ATP binding. The coding region runs from base 355 to 2223 and encodes 622 amino acids. Gene Ontology annotation, biological process: mitotic spindle organization; microtubule-based movement. The record is from RefSeq and is a predicted model, not a curated record. The transcript is spliced from 4 exons.